GAGCACAGGCACCUGUUGCUGCCUGCUAAUGAAACGUGUCCUGCGAAUCUGUAAUCCGCAGCUUCAUAAAUCGACUAGAAUAUUGAUUUUAAUACGCAGUAUUAAUGCUAGCCGCCUUUCAAUCCUACGUUUAGAGUAGUAUCAAUUAUAAAGUUGAACCAACGCGCUGUUGGAAAAGAUUAUGGGGUGCCUUGGUUUAGUCACUGGAUUGCUUCUAGCAUCUGUCCUGUCGACAACAAACGCUCGCCAUGUUCAGUUCUUCUUAAAUGGAUGGGAAUGCUUCUUUGAAGAUAUUACAGUUGGACAAACGGCAUCCAUAGAAUUUGCUCCUAUCACUGGAUCUAAGCCACACGUCGACGUUACUUUGGAAGACCCAACAGGGCGAGUUAUAUAUCGAGUUUAUCAGAAAGAGUAUGAAUACUUCAAAUUUCCAGUUAACGUGACAGGCACCUAUAAAAUCUGCUUUAGCAACAUUUAUGAUUUCUCAAUGUACAACAAUCUGAUCUAUUUGGAUUUUGUCGUUGGCGAUGAAAAUGCUUUGCAUACUGGCACCGAUAAAAAAGGACAAACAGGCCCUAUGACACAGCUAGAAACAUCAAUUGUUAAUAUCCAUGAUUCCAUGCGCGUUGCUGAACUGUAUCAGAACCACCACAGAAUCCGUGAAGCUAAUGGAAGACUUGUGGCAGAAGGUCUUUAUGAAAAGGUGGUCUGGUGGAGCCUUGGACAGACCAUGAUUAUUGUGCUUAUAGGAAUCGGACAGGUUUUGCUCCUAAGAAGCUUUUUUGCAGUAAAAAAAGAACAGAUAUAACUUUUUAUUUGUGUUGAGCCACAGCGGCUUUUUAUAUAAGCUCGAGUGUAACGUUGAAUUGAUAUUUUUUAGAUCAUGA
Rhopilema esculentum is the source of this 887-nucleotide messenger RNA. Its product is annotated as transmembrane emp24 domain-containing protein 7. The record is from RefSeq and is a predicted model, not a curated record. Lineage: Eukaryota; Metazoa; Cnidaria; Scyphozoa; Rhizostomeae; Rhizostomatidae.